AUGGGCCCAUUCCUCCCAAAACUGCAAAGAUGCAUCAAUAAGUUCCAAAAAUCAUUACUCAACAUCGAAAUUCGUCAAACGUACUACAGCAUAAAAAAGCUUCAAAAGGAACAGUCGACUCUACGACUCUCUAUAUCGUUGGUAGUGCCGGACGCAAUCGCCGAUAAUUUCUUUGCAUCCCAAGAUAGGUUCUUCUUGAACAACGUUGCAUUGACAACAAUAAUCACCAAACGCAAGUAUGAUCGGUUGCUUACAAGCACCGCACAACAUUGCGAUCCCACCAAGUUCUUGACAAACACGAAAGCGAUACACAAUGCGACAGAAAAAGUACUGCCUCCCGAGACUGUUAUUUUACUUAGUCUUGGCCCAAAAUUCGCCCUCCCCUACAAGUCAUUAAAUGAAAUCCCGUUCAGUCACAUCAUUGCUGACCUGGAGAAUGUUAUUGUGUCCGAAGACGACAGACUGACCCGAGAACGAAUCAGAUGCUCAGCCGUGAAUAUAGUUCAAAACUUUAUUCAUAGGUUUGCCGAUAAACAGCUAGAUAUGCUAUCCCGCUUUCUAAUACAUGCUUGCAAUGUAACUAGGCGGUUUAUCAAAUCGAACAGUGAUGUAAUUAUCGUUGAGUCAGACAAAGGGAAACAGACUGUUGUGAUGUAUGAGAAAGACUAUGACGACAAAAUGCAAGAAAUGUUGUCAGAUAAGAAAACGUACCUGGCCAUCAAAGCGAAUCCUACGUGGGGCCAUCAGAAAACGAACAACAGCCUUGUUUCACGCCUUCAAAAUCUGGCGCUAAUCGAUGCAAAAACAGCAUACCGAUUAAAAACGACCACAGCGCAAUGUCCGAGAAUAUAUGGUCUACCCAAAGUACAUAAACCAAACAUGCCACUCCGGCCGGUAGUCUCCAACAUAGGAGCACCGUCAUAUAUGUUGUCGAAAUAUGUCGGGCAAAUAAUACAGGCAUCCAUCAAGAGCGACUUUAACAUAAAAGAUUCGUUUUCAUUUUGUAGCUAUAUUAACUCAAUUCGAUCACCAGAAGACUAUGUCCUUGUAUCGUUUGACGUUACAUCGCUUUUCACUAGCAUUCCAACGUACAUGAUUCCUGGCAUUAUCAUUAACAGAUGGCAGGAUAUAAAGCAAAACACGGAUAUCAACCUAGAUUUAUUCUUAGAGAUAAUAGAUUUUUGUCUGAAUGGAAGCUACUUUUCAUACAAAGGAAAGUUUUUCCGGCAGAUCCACGGAACAGCCAUGGGAAAUCCGCUCUCACCAACAAUAGCGGACUUAGUGAUGGAAUCGCUUCUGGAAAACGUCGCUAGAAAAAUUUACUUCCCAGUACCAGUUUUAAAAAAGUACGUCGAUGACUUGAUUCUUGCUCUUCCCCCGGACCGAGUCACAGACGUUUUGAACAUUUUUAACAGUUUCAACAACAAUAUUCAAUUCACUAUCGAAUUGGAGAAAGAUAGAAAAAUACCAUUCCUUGACAUGGUACUAAUACGGCAAACUGACCAAACCAUCCGUACUGAGUGGUAUAGCAAACCGAUGGCAUCUGGUCGCCUCCUAGACUUUCAUUCAUGCCACCCACUUCAUCUAAAAAUGAAUACCAUCGCAAACUUUAUCCAAAGAGUCCGACAGUUCACCACAAACAGUCCGAAGGAAGCAGCUAACAUAACCAUAAAUGAACUGUUGAGGCGGAACCACUACCCAGCGGCGCUACGACAUCGGCUGUUGAAUGGCAACAUCCGAAACACCGAACGAAACACGAGAAAUUCGUCCGACGAUGGAGGCACGGUUGUGUACAAACCGAUGCUGUUUGUGAAUGACCUGACACAACGGCUGAGUAAGGCAUUAAAAGCGGCCUUCCCCAACAUAACACUAGCGUCAAGAUACGGGAACACCGCCAGCAGAAUUUUCACCAACAUGAAAGACACUAUACCUCCAGAGAUGCGACAUAACGUGAUCUACAGGAUUCCCUGCAACGAUUGCGAAGCCAGCUAUGUCGGGUUAACCACAACCCAACUGAAAAAACGCAUAAGCAGCCACCGAUCAACAAUUAAUGAAAUGGAAAGACUCCGCGGCAAAAACGAUGACGAUCCCAGCACACAAUUCGAUCUCGAACGACUUAAGGGAUUCCCUGAUGAAGGUGCAAUAUACACCGAAACGUUGGUGAAAGAGCGAUAUUAA
Molecule: messenger RNA, 2178 nt
Organism: Wyeomyia smithii (pitcher-plant mosquito)
Lineage: Eukaryota; Metazoa; Arthropoda; Insecta; Diptera; Culicidae
Exons: 3
Coding region: 1-2178 (725 amino acids)
Source: RefSeq, a predicted model, not a curated record